UAAAGCUGUUGUGACUCUCAAGUGGUGCUAAAUAGUUUCAUUCGUCAGUUGUCCUGGGCUGUUGUCUAAAUAAAUAUUCCCAGUCGAUAUUCCAAGCUCCCAAACCAUCCGGAUAUUUUUCAUGAAGAACUGAAAGGGCGAACAAAAUGCCCAGAAUAUUCUGGCCCUUGGCCUUCCUCCUGGUAGGACUCGCUCUAGCCACCUCACCAGUUCCCCACCAGACGAGCGAGGACUCCCUGAGGAGUGCCCUGAACGCUGUAACGAGAAAACAACGGUCCCUCGACGGACUUCCCCAGGAUUACUACGGCGACCUGAGGUCCUUCAAGUAUCACGGCGAGCCGGAGCGAAAGUUCGAGAGGGAGGAAAUACCAGAGAUGGAUGAAGACGAGGAUGACCUCGAAUUUCUUCCCCUAGAGAAUGGACAGUUGGAGAAUAUCGGGGUCGGAUAUCGAGGGUUUAAUAAUAAAAGAUUGGAGAGGGCUCUCAUGGAUUAUCUUGAGACAGCGCCCAUUCAAAGGGAGACAGGAUCGUCACUCUUCCGGGAGCGUGAGAGAACCGGUGCCCGAAAACGCACCCCAAAUUCGGACUAUCUGAACGGCAAUGACAGAGAAUUGGCUCGGCUAUUUCUGGAGGAGCUCCAAAAUUCACCCCCUUACGGAGAAGACCCGGAGGAUCCCGAGUACUUGCCAAUCGAGGCCCUGCAGUCACUCUACGACAGAUACAGGAUGGAGCAGAAUAAUAAAUUCGACGGUCCGGGUCCCAUGCCAUGGGGUGAAUUUCUUGCCAAAGAUCGUUCCCGAGAAGACGAUGAAAUAGAUUUCCCCGAAGGAGAGCGCCCUCAGCGUCCAAAAAAUUAUUUACUCUACCAGGUACUUCCGACCCAGAGGAGAAAUGUCAACGGAAGGUACCCCCUCGGCAGGGACUACAGGGACCUCGUGAAGCGCUUUCCAGUUGCCAAGAGGAGCGUUAAAUCCUUUCCACUGACAUCGCAGUCCACCGAUCCUAAGGUCGCCCAGGAUCUGGGUGCCCUCUUCGGUCCCCAAUCCUCCGAAUCCAACAAAACUCAAGGCCAGAAGCUCCAGACAAAGCUGAAUCACAAUGGAGACACCAGCCACAUGCACGGAAUGGAGCACAUGCAUCAGCACACAUCAGAGCGACCGGUUCCCUUCACCACCGACACCACCACAUCUCGACAGGAGCGUCUCAAGGACAAGCCCAAGGCCGGGAGCACCAAGGAGCGUCUGAUAGAAGUCAAGAAGAAGAGUGUGGACUGGUCGCAGUACUUCGGGAUCGACAGGAGGCGGAAGAAGGCUGCCCUCCUGGCCAGACCCGGCAGCCAGGAGCAGGACGACGAGUGGAUGCUCCAGAGGUACUACAGGGCAAUGGCUGACAAGCUCAAAGCACCUCCCCGGGACGUCGAGAGAACUGGAGGAGAACGGAGGGACAAAUUAGAUCAGAUGGACGAGAAACUGAGGAACGUCAAGAACGUCAUCAUCGAGGAUGCUGUGAGGUACUCGGCAGCCGACACUGACGCCGACUCUCAGGACGUGAAGGACGUUGUUAUGGCGCGAAUGGCUGCGGCUUACUCCGUGGAGAAGAUGAGGAAGGCGCUCAAUGAGUUCAGGAACAGUAUCGCUGCGCAGAGGGAGUCGCCGAGGAAUUCACCGACGAAAAAUAAUUCGAGUAAUGGGGAUAAAGAUAAUGUCGGGGAACCUGGGGGCAAUGAGAAGAGGUCUAGUAAUGCGAUAGAAGAUGAAGGAUCUCCUUAUGAAGGAUUCGAUGAAGGCAAAUUUACACCCUGUCCAGAGCUGGAGGCCAUUGAGAGAAACUGCAAACCAGCGAAGAAUCUCGUUAGUGGACUCUUCGUGCCCUGUGUGAUGCAUCAGAUUUGCAUAGCUUGUGAUGAUGAGGAGGACUGCAUGGGAGUGUUCGCUAUGGAGGCAGCUCGAGUCUGCGAUGUCCUCGAGGAGGAGGGUGGUGACGCUGGUGGUCAUUGCGCAAGAACAGCCCUUGUGAUCUCUCAGAUGCAGCCAUCCCCUGUGAGCAUAUACCUGUGUCGCAGCUCCACUGGAGACUCCUGUCUUCGUCGUUAUCAGUAUCGCAAUCGUCAUCGUCUGUCCUACCCUCGGCGACACGGGGCCAGCAGUGGAUUCGAUGGAACAAUGAAACGAUAAGGAAAACUCGGGAUAUUUUAAUGAGGUAUAUAACGCCAGUCGACGUGACAGCGUCAUAUCAAAUAGAAUCUUCCGUCUCUUUGCAGAUUGUCUGGAGAAAAAUCCAAAUGUGUAGAUCCUUAGGCGCCUAGUCAGUGUCAAACUGCGAAUUGUUCCCAUUUGUGGAGGAAAAAUUGUACUGUUGGCAAUAUUUAUCGCCAUCACUAAUACCUGAGUAAAAAUUAAUAAAUGGAGACCCGGAUGUACUCGUUUACGAACGUUUUCUAGAUUUUUUUUUUCCUCGGAGGAGCAGUUGAGGAGCAGUUGAGGAUGAGGACCUCUCAUUUCACUAUUUCGCUACUGAAUUAUAUUUUUUUCAGUGUCAACAAUACACUUUUCAAUUACACUUCUUGAUAAAUGAAAAAAAUUCAAUGAAAAACAAUGUAGAUCACGUUCGGAAGGAGUGGGUCCGGGGGGCCUUAAAUGCACGACAGAAUAAUUAUCAUUAAUUAUUUUAUCGUACGCAUGAACAAACUAAAAUUAUCCGUGGGAGAGAAAAAAAACUGGAUUACCUACAAUACUUUUGAAGACGAUUGAAGAGGACAACAAGGUCCCUCUUCCCAAAUUUCGAAAAUUUCUGGUGAAAAAAAAAUUUGAAAAUGAAAUUAUUAAUCGUGCUUAAUCCGUACAGUGUGUACCUGAAUGUAUAAUUGGUUUAGGUCGUAAGCGAAUUAUCGUAUCCCUUUUGAGUAUUUUACGUCACCCUGGAGACUCAUGCACUCGAAAUAAUGGACCUGUUUACUAUUAUUCGUAUGUUAAUUCUUAUUAUUUAUUAUUUAUUUCAAUUAAUCGUUCAGAAUAUUCCAGUUGAAUUCAAACACGCACCACUCGGCCUAACGAGCCCGAUUUCAACCUCGAUAAUUAUUUUAAUGGAAAUGAUCAACGAAGCUGAGGACAAUAAACGGUUUAGGAAAGUAUUUGCAAUCGGCUUGAGGUCUCCACUGGGUUUUCGGAUAUUAAAAAAUUGUAAAAUGCAAAGAAUGAAGACAUUUAUUGCAGUCUGCAUAUAUUAGCCGUUAGAUUCCCUGUAGAAUUUAUUUACACAUAAUACGAUUCGAUUUAGUUCGAAAGUAUAUAAUUGAAAGGUUUUAAAAAAUCGAAUAUUUCAGAGUUGAUCAAGUCGGUGGGGGAGGCAACGAAAAACAAUUUGAAAUAUUUAAUUUUGUUUUCAAUUGUCAGAUAAAUUAUAUCCUUUUACCUCCCUCUCCCCCCUCCUCCCCUCCUCUACCGACAAAUUCUUAUAUUUUCAUCUUCGUUCGCUUUAAUUAAUUAAUUAUUCCAAUAAUUUCCAAAGCAAAAUAUAAGCAUUUAAUGAAGCAGGGUUGACAAGGGUACCACAGUGAAUUGUAUAAUGCUAAAACUCGAUGUUGAACAUUAAAGUCGUUCGAUUUUUAAUGAAGAAAAAAAUUUUUAAUGUGCGACUACGGCUCAGAUGUGUCCGAGUGCGUGCGUCGUAGUAAGGUGACUAAAUUUCCCGUUCGAUAUUGCGUGCCAUGUGAACAUUAAUAAAGAUGUAUUUUUAAAUUUAAUCGCGUACGAAAAAAUUGAAUAGAAAGACGAAAAUUCAGCUAAAAGUUUUUAAAAAUAUAUAUCCAUAUAUUUUACAUAAAAUAUCGAUAUAUCUUCUUCGGUUGAGACUUAUCCAGUUAUUUCGUUGCAUUUUGCGAUGGGAAAUGGAUUAAAAAAUUCCGGGAGGAGAAGAAAAAAAAUCGAGUGAAUAAUUUUUUUCAUCGAUGGCAUUCCCAUUGAAUUUAUUCGAUUAUUAGAUCGAUUAUCCUCUGAAUGUUCUGUGUAAUGCAACAUUUUCAGUCUCAAUUCCCGACUAUAUUUUAGGAUAUAUUUUGACCUGGUCUUCUUUAAUGAGUAGCUUGAAUGAUAAUUUAUUUUUUAAUAUUAUUAAAAUAAAUCAUGAAAUGAAAAAUGGUUGCAUUGAACGUUUUGUAAAUGUUUCAAUAUGGUGCAUUAUAUAAACCUAAUGUUCUAGAUAAUUAAGAGAGACGAAUAUAUCAAGUAUUUGCGUGUCACAUUUAAUCGUGAAAGUUCGUCGAAUUUUUAAAGCUAAAGAUUAAUCAUCAAGAUUCACGCGUGAAAAUAAAUUAACAGAAGAACGUAGCCCUUUCUCUGAAUAAUUUUGUUCCCCGCGAACUCCAGGAGUCACCAUUUCACCCUUCGGACAAAAUUUCCCAGGGGAAGUGCUUCAUUUUUCUAUUAAAUUACGUCAUACGUGUUGUGAUAAAAUUGUUGGAGAACAUUUACAAGAUUUGCAGAGUGCGACUAUCGCUAAUUAAAAGUCGAACUGAUUGUCAAGAAUAAUUCAUUUGUUGAAUGCAAUCAUCAUCCGAGCUUUUGUUUAAACGUCAAAGGGAAAGUGGUACAAAGAAAAGUUGAUGUUCAUUAAUCCAAAUGAACAAUAAAUUGCAAAAAGACGUUAAUAUUCCCCAAAUAUUCGCUAUUGCACAAGGUCACAUCGUCUGACCGAUUUAUCAAGAUCCUUCGUCCUACUAUCUUGGAGUAUGAAAUUAAUAUAUUAUAUAUGAAAGACUAUAUGUACAUGUUAUGAUUCAUGAGACACAUGUAUUAGCCAUCUGUAUGUAAUAAAUAUAUUUAAACAUAA
This is a messenger RNA of Diachasmimorpha longicaudata, 4827 nucleotides long. RefSeq lists its product as uncharacterized. The transcript has 7 exons. Lineage: Eukaryota; Metazoa; Arthropoda; Insecta; Hymenoptera; Braconidae. Bases 147 to 2174 code for a protein of 675 amino acids. The record is from RefSeq and is a predicted model, not a curated record.